Molecule: messenger RNA, 1071 nt
Organism: Kwoniella mangroviensis CBS 8507
Lineage: Eukaryota; Fungi; Basidiomycota; Tremellomycetes; Tremellales; Cryptococcaceae
Exons: 3
Coding region: 1-1071 (356 amino acids)
Source: RefSeq, a predicted model, not a curated record
AUGGACGAAGAAUAUCAACCUUAUCCAGGAAUGUGGACAUGUUUUCCCUGUGUGGUACUAUGGAAAUGGGGCAAGAGUAGGAUGAUCAGGAAUGAUCCGGAACGAGAACCUCUCUAUCCCUCACCACAUACCAUCUUAACAGCUCCAAGCAAGAAACAGCGUCCCAACCUUUCCAAUCUCCAUCAUUCAUCUCACUCAUCCUCGUUCCAUGGUCUGUUCACCUCUGAACCUGUUUCACCUACCAAAUCGACUGUUAAUGGAUAUUUCAGUGAGGGGAAGCGGAAUGCAAGUACUUCGAAAUUAAGUGAAGAAGGGAGAGAGAGGUUGGGUAGUAUCUCUAGGGCUUAUGGAGGUCGAAUGCAAUUUCUCGCUCAACCUCCAUCUAUCCCUUCCACCCCCUCUUUACCAUCCACACCUCAUCUCAACGACAAUGCCACCAACGGUAACAGUCGACCGCGCCCUCUAUCAGCUUUAACACCCAUGACAACCAGUCAAUCCCAAGAUAAUUUACCUUACCGACCAUCUGUACCCAAUCUCGGAAGAUCAUCAUCCGAACCUAGAAACCUCAAUGAUCUGGGGGCAUCAGGUGAUUUUGCACCUCAUCAAAUACCCAAUUUCGGUAGUGGUAGUGUGACAGUAGGAAGAGGAGGCAGUAGGGGUAGGAAAAGAAGUGCCACAACCUCUGCAGCGAGAUUAUCUUCACCUUUAGCUUUGAACGUUGAUAAUGCAAAUAUAACAAAAAGAGAAAGAGGUAGAAGUCCCGGUCCGGCUAUACUUACUCGAGCUCAAGAUCAGUUUGAUAAUUUAGAUAAUUCCGAUCCGAUUCAAGAUGGAGAGGGAGAUAGGGAAGUAGAAGAAAGGUAUAUACCUAUGGGAAGAAGUCUCUCACAUCCUGAACUCACACUUACAUUUACAUCGAACGCAAACACAAACACAAACGCUCAAGGGAAUGAACAUGAAGGGGAAGAUGAGGUGGUGGUCAAGCGAGAAUUGGGUUUGAGAGGUCUGAAUAGUGUCAGAGGUGGGAAGAGAGGUAGAGGUAGGGGAGGCAAAAGGAUCAGGUCAGAUUGA